CUCUUGCUUUGUGUGUGCUUUUCGGCUCCAUUUUUAGCUUCCUCAAGAUCAUCAUUGACCUCUCUCUCUUGAUCCCUCAUUCUGGGUUUGAUUCGCUUCAGCGUCCUUCUUCCUACUUCAGUUCAGUAGAUUUGACAGUGCGAUCGCUUCUUCGCCCCCAAUCCCGACACUUGGGGUUUGUCUCUCGGCAAUUGCUAAGGUUUGUCAUACUUCGCCGACUUCGGAGAGCUGCUAGAUCUUACGAAGAGUUGACACAAAUGCCAGAUUUGGGUGAAAAGGUGGAAGAGCCAUCUUUUAUUGUUGAAGACGAUCACGAUCUCCGCGAUGAUCAUGCCGUUCCUAAGUUCUCGACGAUUACUGAAUUCGACUCCCCUCUGGAAGAAAAGAUCACGAGGAAGGUCAACAUGGAGGGAAAAUGCAUUCAAAAUGUUUCAUCUCAAGACUUGAAUGAUUCUGACACUAGUGAAGCUCCCCUUGAGGUUGAGUUUGUCAAUGUGAUGGAGAAUGAUAAGCCAGCAAAGAUUACUUCACCGCUCGAUAGUUGUUUUGAUUUUGACGCAGCUUAUGAUCGAUUUGUGCUUUGGUCCUGCAAUCUCUAUGCAAUGCAUGCAGGAUCAGGGAGCAGGAAGAAGAGGCAAGCCGUGAUUGGCCUAAACAAGAUCGGAGUGGAGAUUAAGAAGGCAAAGCGCAGCAACAACAACAACGGCAGUUCCUUGAAGCGGAGGGUCUUGGCCUAGGGAAGAGAAGUGUUGAUGCACAGAUUGAUGGGAUUGAUAUUGUUAAGUGUUGAGUUGAAUGUUUUUGUUUGGUGGGAAGCCAACCCCUGGAUGUUGGGAUGUUCUAGUGCGUUAUUCAAAUUGACCAAAUGUAAAGACUAAAUUUAAUGUUAAUGGACUUUAUUUUGUCUAUGUUUUUGCCAUUUCCAUA
This is a messenger RNA of Syzygium oleosum, 927 nucleotides long. RefSeq lists its product as uncharacterized. The record is from RefSeq and is a predicted model, not a curated record. Lineage: Eukaryota; Viridiplantae; Streptophyta; Magnoliopsida; Myrtales; Myrtaceae. The transcript has 3 exons. The coding region runs from base 258 to 737 and encodes 159 amino acids.